This is a messenger RNA of Pseudogymnoascus destructans, 213 nucleotides long. RefSeq lists its product as uncharacterized. NCBI's taxonomy places the organism in Eukaryota, Fungi, Ascomycota, Leotiomycetes, Thelebolales, Thelebolaceae. The coding region runs from base 1 to 213 and encodes 70 amino acids. The transcript has 2 exons. The record is from RefSeq and is a predicted model, not a curated record.
AUGGCACCAAUCGACGCUGCAAAGGUUCAGGAGCAGGCUCCACCUCUGGGAGACAGCAAGACAGAUUCAACCCGUUUGGAAAAUGUGGAAUCCGGUGUCGAACUUGACAGAUCAGUCCUCGGAUAUGCCUCCCUCUUCGGUCUCCAAAAAGAUACCGGGCUGAAAGGCUCAAAAUACUCCAUGUAUGCUGGCUCCCCUUCACCUCAGCCGUAA